AAUAAUGUCAUUUCCAGGUACUCCAGAAUCCUCAUCUUACUUACUUUCCUGAUGCCACUUUUGUGCAUCUUAUAGAUCUCUCUUCUUUACAUAUUAAUCGCUAUGGCAUGAACUAAUUUUUUCGCUUUGAACUGCAAUAAAAAUAAACAGCGCUAACGAGCAAGAUAACGGUGAAUUUGAAUGGUUUCUGAGUUGGAAGUGAAGAAGAUUCCUUUAGACAAUUAAGCAUGCCUUGGUCAGACGCAGAUCACACCUUAUUUUCUUCAAGCCUUGCAAGCUAUCUUGAUAGAAAAAUUCUAAUAUUACUGCGAGAUGGCAGAAAAAUCUUGGGGACUUUUCGUUCUUUCGACCAAUAUGCAAAUAUAGUAUUGGAAGGUACCUCUGAACGAGUAAUGGUUGGAAAUCUCUAUUGCGACAUACCUUUGGGUCUCUAUGUUAUUCGUAGGGAGAAUGUAGUGCUGAUCGGAGAACGGGAGUCUGCCGAGGAGGAGCUUUCGCCACACAUGACUUGUGUGUCUGCUGCAGAAAUCAAAAGGGCUCAAAAGGCAGAGAAGGAUGCAGCAGAACUUAAGGGUUCUAUGAGAAAGAGAAUGGAGUUUCUUGACUUUGACUAGUGUGUAUUAUUAAUGGUUGUUUCCCUCUCUUUUUGGCCUUUGAUGAAGAUGGACAUUAUAUUGGCGUUGUUAGAGUACAGAGAAUAAUAAGGGAAUUUAAUGUGUGUUGAGUGAAAGAAUUCUUUAUACAGCUCGUGUAUAUAUACAAAAGCAAUGGAAUCUAUUUCUAACUAA
This is a messenger RNA of Nicotiana tabacum (common tobacco), 788 nucleotides long. Lineage: Eukaryota; Viridiplantae; Streptophyta; Magnoliopsida; Solanales; Solanaceae. The record is from RefSeq and is a predicted model, not a curated record.